GGAUGGCUAUUAUCAAAGAAUCCAGAACAUAACCAGUAUUGGUGAGGAUGUGGAGAAAUGGAGUCCCUCUGCAUUGCUUGCUGAUGAGAUUGUGAAAGGGUACGGCUGCUCAAGCAAUGGUAUGGCCAUUCCUCAGAAAAUUAAACAGAGUUGCCAAGUGAUCCAGCAAUUCUGCAUUUAAGUAUAUAUCCCAAAGAAUUGAAAGCAGGGACUCAAACAGAUAUCGUUGUACUUGCGUGUUCCUGGCAGUGUUCAUUAUUCACGGCAGCCAAAAGGUGGAACCAACCCAAUGGAUGGUUCAAUGGGCAGAUGAACAAAAUGUGAUAGAUUCAUUCAAGAGAGUGCUAUUCAGCCUUAUAGAGGAACAUGUUACACCACGGAUGAGUCUUGAAACCCCUAUGUUAAGUGAAAUCAGCCAGUCACAGAGGACAAAUAUUGAAUGUUCCACUUUUAUGAGAUGAGAAAACCAAGGCCUCAAGGGAGGAGCUGCUUUGCCUAAGUCAUACAAAAUGACUUGGCCAGCUCCCUCAGUGACAGCCUGGCUCUUUGGACCAAGCUGCCUGGGCAGACUGUGAGGGUCGUCUGCAGAAAGAAGGAAGAAACAGUGCCAGGUUCUAGCGUGUGUUCCAAGUUCCACAUUCCGCCUGCAGACUCCCGGCGCCGGAGCAAAGGCUGGCCCUUGGCAGCGGACUGGAAAUGGAACUCUGGAGACUCUCCUGAAACUCUGCCCUAAUCAAAGGAACCAGAGGGUCUGCCAGCUCUCCCUCCAUCUCCCUCUCCAGGAGCAGCCAUGGCCCUGAAUGAUAUUGAGGUACAGAAGCGGAUUAAGCACAUGCUGGCUUUCAUUGAGCAGGAAGCCAAUGAAAAGGUAGAAGAAAUAGAUGCCAAGUCUGAGGAGGAAUUCAACAUUGAGAAAGUACGUCUUAUGCAGACUCAACGAAUGAAGAUUAUAGAGUACUAUGAGAAAAAGGAAAAGCAGAUAGAGCAGCAGAAGAAAAUCUAUAUAUCCUCCAUAAGGAAUCAAGCAAGGCUGAAGGUCCUGGCAGCUCAACAUGACUUAGUCUCAGAGCUGAUGAAUGAUAUGAAGGUGAAACUCAUCAGGCUGGUGGAAAACCCAGAAGUAUACCAGGGGCUGUUGUAUAAACUGAUGCUCCAGAGUCUGCUCCGACUGCUGGAGCCUGUGAUGAUUGUACGCUGCAGGCCACAGGACCACCUCCUAGUAGAGGCUAUAGUGCAAAAAGUCACCCCUGAAUAUAUGAAAGUCUCCCAAAAACAGGUGAAAAUCCAAGUUGAUCGAGAGGUGCACCUACCUAUGAACACAGUGGGAGGUGUGGAGGUCUACAGUGGAAAUUAUAGAAUAAUGAUUUCCAAUACCCUGGAAAGUCGAAUGGAUCUGAUAGCCGAGCAAAAGAUGCCAGAAAUACGAAAGGCCUUAUUUGGAAUCAAUCCCAACAGGAAGUUUUUCCUGUAAACCUCUGGGAAAUGAACUGCUAGGCCAUAAAAGCAUAAGUUAUUAAGGCAAAGGAAACUACUCAAGUUUCCUCCUCUCUGUUGCUCUUAUAGUAGUCUAUCUUCUAUGAAAUACCCUUUGAACAACUAAAGGCAUUAUGCUUUGGAAUAAAGCCUGGCUUAAUGCUCAGAAAUCUAAUUCCAGUUCAUUCAUACAUACUACAGCUUCUGGUCAGUUCUGCAGUCUGGGCUGAAGGGAGUAAAGACAAAAAGUCUAUUCUUUAGCUCAUCUGCCAGGUUAGAUGUGAGUAGUAUUUUUGGUUUAUGGGUCUGAGUGCUCUAAGUUUCUUUAAUAUGUGUGUGAAGUGUUUGUUCAACUUCCUGUCCUCCUGUUAUUUAGUGGGACUUGGAGAUCUCCCUCGUGUGUACAGGGCCAGCUUCAUGGGCAUAGGUAAUUAGUACAGUCACACAGGGUUCCAUGCUUGGCAGAGCUCAGUGCUUGGGAUUUAAUGCUCUGUAGCCACUGCCUUGAGACACUUAAUUUUAUCUUCGAAUGUGGGUUUUGUAAGUGAAGCCCCAUAGGACUUUGGAGCAUGCAACCAGGGGCUUGGAGCCUUGGCUCACACGUGGUGCCAACUCCCACAGCCUACCCAUCUCCCUGGGAUGCAUUCUUGGCCACCACUUCCCAGCUCUCUGUGCCCAGCCUUCCCCUCCCUCAUUCAGUGACCACUGCUGCCCUUUGUCCCUGGUGAGGGCCUGGUGUGCAUACAGGGAGGGUCUGGGUUAGGUGUGCAUGCUCUGCAGGGUCUUAUGACUGGGUAUGAUAAUGAUGGCCACUGCACCCCUGGCUAGCAGCUCUGUGGUACAUUCAGCAGGUAAGUCAAUGAGGGUGAAUAUCUCUCCCACCAGAUACUGAGCACAUCCUGGUGUGGAGGUUUAAAGACCCUGGGGUUCACUUGUCUGCUGUGGGGUGGGUUAGCCAGCCUGCUGUAAUAGGAGAUGCCUGGCUGGACUUCCCUGACGCUGGCCAGGGCAUAGCACAUACAUCUGUGGGAAGGAGGAUGCAGCAUUUGUCCAGCUUGCUGGGCUUGAGUCUCAGGAUGGGAACUGCAGGAGCUCAUGAGGGCCUGCACUUGCCCCACAAAGUAUCCCCAUACCUGACGGUUCUCCAUCAGAUAGCUCUGUCAAUGCCUGGGGAGACUUGGGGUCAUCUCUUCACAACAGCCUGAUGAAUUUUCUGGGAGGAGCCAAGAAAUAAAGAUUGUAAUUUUGGUGAUUCUCCACAUAGGCAUGGCACAAUAUAAAGAUAAGUAAUAAAGCUCAUGUUAAUGAUUUAAAAUUUCUAUUUUCAUUUACUUAGACACUGUAUAGCAAAUAUACACCAUGACAAAUCAAAAGAGAGACUGCAGAAAAAAGGGAAAGCUUUGUAUUUUAGUACCUUUAUUUAAUUGUACUUUUUGAAGAAAGGAUAGCACAUUUUCCAUUUUGCAUUGGGUCCUGUAAAUUAUGUGGCCAAUUAAUUCAACGUGGGUAUGUUGAUUUAAAGUCUAAUCUAUGUCCAAGCGUAAUUUAUGUAUUAAAAUAAAAGUUU
This is a messenger RNA of Phyllostomus discolor (pale spear-nosed bat), 3040 nucleotides long. It is a transcript of the gene ATP6V1E2, whose product is annotated as ATPase H+ transporting V1 subunit E2. Gene Ontology annotation, cellular component: proton-transporting two-sector ATPase complex, catalytic domain. Gene Ontology annotation, biological process: proton transmembrane transport. The record is from RefSeq and is a predicted model, not a curated record. Lineage: Eukaryota; Metazoa; Chordata; Mammalia; Chiroptera; Phyllostomidae. Bases 791 to 1471 code for a protein of 226 amino acids. Gene Ontology annotation, molecular function: proton-transporting ATPase activity, rotational mechanism. The transcript is spliced from 4 exons.